Molecule: messenger RNA, 1140 nt
Organism: Guyanagaster necrorhizus
Lineage: Eukaryota; Fungi; Basidiomycota; Agaricomycetes; Agaricales; Physalacriaceae
Product: kinase-like protein
Exons: 5
Coding region: 1-1140 (379 amino acids)
Biological process (GO): protein phosphorylation
Molecular function (GO): ATP binding; protein serine/threonine kinase activity
Source: RefSeq, a predicted model, not a curated record
AUGUUUAUAUCUGGUGUCGGCCUUGUACGAGACAAAAACACGCUAGGAGGAACUUUCGGUGACAUCUACCGGAGCAUCUAUGAAGGUAAAUCUGUAGCCCUGAAGCGGUUGCGUAUUUUCCGGAUCUGCGAAAGAUCGAAAAUUUAUCGAAAAUUUUGUAAGGAAGCUCUGGUUUGGCAGCAACUUUCUUUCGAAUAUGUACUUCCCUUCCUUGGCAUCGACGCAGAAAACUUUCCGAGGCAACCGUGCAUGGUAUCGCCCUGGAUGUCGAAUGGGACGGCCCCUCAGUUUCUCAAACAGAAUCCCAACGCCAAUGUCGAUAAGCUGCUCUUUGAGAUUGCCCAGGGUAUUGAAUAUCUCCAUUCUCAGUCAGUCGUUCAUGGGGAUAUUAAAGGCGGUAAUAUACUAAUUGAUGAACAUUGGCAUCCUCGUCUCGCAGAUUUCGGGCUGACAGUUUUCGGCGAUGCUACGAGACAAUUUACCACCGAUCAAGGGGGGACUCUGCGCUGGAUGGCUCCAGAAUUGUUGCGCCCCUCGGAAAGCUUCAAACGAACGUUUUCCAGCGACGUUUAUGCAUACGGCUGUGUUUGCGUAGAGCUUUACUCAGGCCGGAUUCCAUUUUCUGAUAUUAAACAUGAAGUCCGCGUCAUAGAACUAGUUCUGAGCGGAGAGCUUCCUACUCGGCCGGCCUCCAUGAAAGUGGAUUUGUGGGAUCUCGUUUGUGCGUGCUGUGAGAAUGGAGCUGAUACGCGGCCCCGAGCGUCAGAAAUCGUCGAAAUGCUCAGAACGUUCUUGCGUGAAUCAGCGACAGAACCAGGCCUGAUGAAAGGAUACGUCUUUUCCAAGUUGAGAUCCAGCUCUUCGCCGUUGACGCGGGAGAAGUUCACGUUUGGUCUAUCUGGAUCGUCGGAUGGCAACAGCAGUCCUGGGAGUUUGAAGCCGUUGCCGUUUCGUCCAAGAUCGCUUCUCGGCCAGACUAUAGAAGAGCGCAGUGAAGAGCGCUCUGCCACCCAUCAACUAUCACCUACAGCCGAAUUAUUUAAGGAAGAAGACGACUACAGAAUGCGGCUGUUGCAGAUACGAAUGCACGCUGAUCCAAUGAGGUCGUAUUGUAAAUUCGUCAGGGUUGAGCGAGGGUAA